Molecule: messenger RNA, 3624 nt
Organism: Carya illinoinensis
Lineage: Eukaryota; Viridiplantae; Streptophyta; Magnoliopsida; Fagales; Juglandaceae
Product: DNA mismatch repair protein MSH5
Exons: 34
Coding region: 396-2852 (818 amino acids)
Biological process (GO): chiasma assembly; mismatch repair
Cellular component (GO): nucleus
Molecular function (GO): mismatched DNA binding; ATP binding; ATP-dependent DNA damage sensor activity
Source: RefSeq, a predicted model, not a curated record
UCCGCCACUCUCUCCUCUCAUCCAUUGCGUUUCUUGCUUUCGGUUUGCUUGCGAAGAAAACUAAGGAAGAUAGAAUAAAACAAAGUUUCGAGUCGGUUCUGGGAUUUUCUGGUGGUUCUAGUUUUAAAAUGCGAACGAACAAACUGAACAUUUGGACUGAGGAAAACAGCUCUAUCAGGUUAAAUUUGGAGAAAGAGGCUUUGGUUUUUCUUGUCCUAAUUAACGAAAUGUAUACGAUUCAGCAAUUAGAACUCUUCUGUUUGGUUGCCGAGAAAAUCUUAGAGAAGAGGAGAAAAUACAGUUCUCUCUACAAUGCAUCAUGCUGUUCUCGUUUCCGAAAUACUGUAAACUGAACCUACUCGACCAAGUCAACUGUCCGUCCGGGCUUAGUUUACAUGGCAUGCAUUCAACACGGCCAUCGAGUUGGAGUUUCUUUUUAUGAUCCCAGUAUUCGCCAACUUCAUGUGCUUGAAGUUUGGGAAAGUGGUAGCACGGAAUUUCCCUUGAUUGAUCUAGUAAAAUAUCAAGCAAAGCCGCUGAUCAUUUACACAAGCACUAAAAGUGAAGAAUUCUUUUUGUGUGCUUUACAACGUAGUGAUGGAACAACCGAGGCUCCCACUGUGAAGCUUGUGAAAAGUUCAAUUUUCAGCUAUGAGCAAGCAUGGCACAGGUUGAUAUACCUUCGAGUGGCAGGAAUGGAUGAUGGAUUAAACAUCAAAGAGAGGGUUUGUUAUCUGAGUUCCAUGAUGGACAUGGGAAGUGAUGUUCAAGUUCGUGCAAGUGGGGGUCUUCUUGCGAUAUUGGAGAAUGAAAGGAUUGUGGAUACCCUGGAACAAAAGGAAUGUGGCAAUGCAUCAAUCACAAUUGAUUCCGUGAUAGAAAUUUCGCUAAACAAUUUUCUCAAACUCGAUGCAGCAGCUCAUGAGGCAUUACAGAUUUUCCAAAUAGACAAACAUCCUAGCCAUAUGGGCAUUGGUAGAGCAAAAGAAGGGUUCUCUGUGUUUGGCGUGAUGAAUAAGGUUUGCAGAAGUUCUUUGGAUUAUAAUCUUGUGUUAUCUUUGCAUAUUGAACUGAUUCGUUGGUCCUCAAUGCAGUGCGUAACACCAAUGGGUAGACGCCUCUUGAGAAGCUGGUUCCUGAGGCCUAUACUAGACAUUGAAAAUUUAAACAGAAGGCUCAAUGCGAUAUCUUUCUUUCUUUUAUCUGAAGAUCUGAUGGCUUCUUUACGUGAAACUCUGAAGUCUGUAAAGGACAUUCCCCACAUACUCAAGAAAUUCAACUCUCCAAGCUCUAAAUGCACAUGCAGCGACUGGAUAGCUUUUCUAAAGAGUGUUAGCUCACUAUUGCAUAUGAGCAAGAUAUUUGAAGUGGGGAUUUCUGAAAGUCUUAGAGAGCAUGUGAAGCAUUUCAACUUGGACAUUGUUGAGGAGGCUGCUUCAUACAUUCCAACAGAGCUAGCUUACAUCUAUGAAUUGGUAAUUGGCGUUCUUGAUGUCAAUAGAGGUAAAGAAAAGGGUUAUGAAACCAUCGUGAAAGAGUGUUUUUGUGGUGAGUUGGAUGAGCUGAGGCAAAUAUAUGAGGAACUACCAGAAUUUCUGGAGGAGUUGUCAUCAUUGGAACGGGCACAACUUCCUCAUCUAUGUAAAGACAAGCUUGUUCCUUGUAUUGUUUAUAUACAGCAAAUAGGAUACUUGAUGUGCUUUUUUGAAGAAAACCUUGAUGAAGCCACACUGGUGGAACUUCAAGAUUUUGUGUUUGCUUUCUCUGAUGUGGAUGGGGAGACAAAAAGAUUUUUUUACCGCACCCCAAAGACAAGAGAACUGGAUGACCUGCUUGGAGAUAUCUAUCAUAAAAUCCUAGAUAUGGAGAGGGCAAUUACUAGAGAUUUGGUGUCACAUAUUCUUCUAUUCUCAACCCAUUUGCUCAAGGCCAUCAAUUUUGCAGCCGAACUUGAUUGCCUUUUGUCAUUAGCACUUGUUGCUCGUCAAAACAAUUAUGUAAGGCCUACUUUGACUACAGAAAGCUUGCUCAAUAUUCAAAAUGGAAGGCAUAUUUUGCAGGAAAUGACAGUAGAUACAUUUAUUCCAAAUGACACCAAGAUACUUGAUGAUGGAAGAAUUCAAAUAAUCACUGGUCCUAAUUAUUCGGGGAAAAGUAUCUAUGUAAAGCAGGUAGCUUUAAUCGUUUUCCUUUCCCACAUUGGAAGUUUUGUUCCUGCAGAUGCUGCAACUGUGGGUUUGACUGAUAGGAUAUUCUGUGCAAUGGGAAGCAAGUUUAUGACUGCAGAACUGUCAACUUUCAUGAUUGAUCUACAUCAAGUAGGGAUGAUGCUAAGGCAUGCAACUUCACGAUCUUUGUGUCUACUGGAUGAGUUUGGUAAAGGUACUCUUACAGAAGAUGGCAUCGGGCUGCUUGGUGGAACCAUAACUCACUUUGCCACAUGUGAUGACCCCCCAAAGGUUCUUGUGUGUACUCAUUUGACUGAGAUAUUUGAUAAGAGUUGCCUACCAAAGUCUGAGAUGAUCAACUUUUACACCAUGAGUGUGCUGAGGCCUGACAACAAUUCUACGAAUAUCGAAGACAUCGUGUUUCUAUAUCGGCUUGUUCCCGGACAUGCACUUCUAAGCUAUGGGCUGCAUUGUGCACAACUUGCAGGUGUCCCUGGGGAAGUCAUAAAGCGAGCUGCAUUUGUAUUGGAUGCUAUCGGGAAUAAUAAGCAUGUUGAGCGAUUGUGCAAUAAGAAUAUAUCAGCUCAAGAUCAGCAAUACAAGGAUGCAGCGGACAAGAUUUUGGCGUUUGAUGUUUUCAAGGGGGACCUCAGCCUUUUCUUUCAGGAUAUAUUUCCAUCUUAAUCGUGAAGAUAAUGAAGGUGUCCUCUCCUUCAAUUACAUUCUCCGAAGGAACACGAUCUGUUUUAUCGCAGCUUGAUGUGGCCAUGCCACGUGGUUGAAGUGAUAAAAAACAAAAGCAAAAAUGAAAAGCUAGAGAAAUGGAAGCCCUCGUCCCCGAGCUACCGAAACAGGACAAUCUGUCCAAAAUCAAUCCACUUUUCCAGCCAUUGCUGCUGGUGAACUUGGCAUCACUAUGAGAUCAAGCAAAUGGCUUACUGCGGCGAAAAAAGUGUUCGUAGUUUACAUGUGGGGUUCUGUUGUUUCGAUACUCCCUUAUUUCAUCUGUUAAAUACCCCAUUGCACUCCAACAAUCAGCUUUCUAGUCUGGUUUUGCUCUCAAGCUUCAGCCUCCUAAUCUUGUGUUUGAUUUUGGGUUCUUCAUUUUACUACGUCAAUGCCUCUUAGACUCAAAAACGAGAUUGGGCUCUCAUUAAUUUUGCUACAGCUGAAAUUGGAGCUUUGCUAACGGUCCCAAUGUGUUUGAUGGCUCAACACAUUGAUGACUCAAAUAGAUGCUUGAUGUUAGAUCUACAACUUUGCAGAAAAUUUCACGGCUGGCUUGUAAUCAAGAUCUGGGUUGGGUUUACGCUGGCUGCCUUUUUAAUGUUGAGAGGCGUACCUACUUGGAGGUUAAGGUGGUGCUACUGUUGGUGACAUAUGGAAUUUCUGUGUUUGUCCUCUUAACUAAUCUCACGUGGUUUGGUUGGUUUGAAAUGUCAUGUUUAGUUAGUUC